Prorocentrum cordatum is the source of this 1768-nucleotide messenger RNA. The record is from the annotation of a GenBank genome assembly. NCBI's taxonomy places the organism in Eukaryota, Dinophyceae, Prorocentrales, Prorocentraceae.
AGAACACCGCCUCCCUGGCCAUUUUGGCUCGAGCUGCGCCCGCGCUGUGAGUUGCGGCGAGGCAGAGCUCGCCGGCCCUUGCUUGAAUCAGCGAUCUCAUUUUUGCGGGAGCACUGCAGUCAUGCCAUGGCGGUGGUCGCGGUAUCGGUAUCAGUCGUGGUUGUGUUGGCUUGGCGCGGAGAGGCGGUAGAUUGCCGAGGAUUGUACUGAUUACCCCUACACGGAAUCAGUCUUUGUUUCCACGCGCACGGUGCUGACCAAUCAGCCCAAACCACUCCAUUUACGAUUUGAAUCCGAACACGGCAGUGAAUGCAGACAGAAACUACACGAUCCCAGAGAGCUCUACAUAUGUGGGUUCAGCCACCGAUUCUUCCCUUUCCUCAGCGCGCAUCGAUCUCUCCGCAAAGGGUGGCGUAGUCGGCGUCUUCUACAACGCAGCCAUGCUGUACUCCCCCUACGGUGGCCCUUCCGACGGCUCCGUCACAGUCUGGCAAACCUUGGCUAAAUAUGCGGAGGGCAACACAUUUGACCCGUGCGGAGGUCAUGGAUCUUGCGCCACCAGUCCAUCGUACCACGUCCAUGUGCCAUCCAGCUGUCUGUUGAAUCGGUUCCCGCGGUCCUGAUGGUACGAUGAUGCAGACGUGCACGGCGACGGGAUGGAGAUACGGGACAGACGUUUGCACUGACGAUAGCGGCGGAUACUGCAGUGCCGACGAUUCCAUCGACGAGUUCGCGUACAGUACGCUUGGCCAGUACAACGACGGCACCAGCAAUGAUGCAUCCGGCUGCUCGUCGCCCACUUCUGAGCACUUCCCUAGCACACCGAUGUGCUUCCGGGGCUGCUGCUCCAGUGGAGUGUCUUGCUCCAGCAGCAUCGCGAGCUGCCCGUCCUCGGGCACCCUGGACGGGGUCACCAGCGAUUACGCGGACUCCGUGCCGACAGUCAACGAUCUCUCUGUGGCAGGUGGGCUCCCGCUGAACACCGCGGCCUGCGAUCACGACGACAUCGCGUGCGGUUCGUGCUCGGAGUGCGGGUGGAGAUCGGCGCAAGCGCGGGCACGUGCGUGGGCGUGAGCGACGCCUCUGGAGCGCCGGCGUGGUCGAUCCGCGGCCUUGGGGCCCUGGCGCUGACCACUCUCGCAGCAUCGUUGUGAGGAGCAGGGCGGCGCCGGCGAACACGUCGCCACCGAGCGAGGCCUCCAGGGUGCCUGGCCUGCUCCGGCCGCGGCCGUGGGGCCCUGGCGCUGAUUCCGCGGUCGCGGUGUCUCCGUGGGUGAAGGUCAGGUCAGGGCGGGUCUGGGAGAGGAAGCUGCCUGCAAGCGUCGCCUCUGUCUGACGAGGCGGCGCCCAGCUUUGCCCGUCGUGAGUGUAGAGGCCUGGCGGGCGCGGCACGGUGCCGGCCAGGGUGUGGAGGUAGCAGUGAGGAUUUUGCGGUGGGAGGAGGAUUGCAACGCGCGGCGGCGCGGUGGAGCCGAUAUGCGAGAAUGCCAUUGUUCUUAGUGUGCGGGCGCCAUGUAGCUGGGACUGGGACUGCGGCACCCUGUUGACUCCGAGGCGUAAGGCGCAAGGCCGAAGAGCCCACAGAACUCUUGCUUCCAAAGUCACGCUUUAAGCACGCGCGCCACUGGCGUCCUACAGAAAGAUGAACUACGAGAGCAGCGCCCAUGCACCGGGCCAUCUUUCGGACUCCCUUCACGUGCCAAGCUGGGCCCGAAACUGGGCGAAACCGGGCGAGGGCGCCCACGUAUGGAAAAUUGAGACGCCUGGA